Acaulospora colombiana is the source of this 482-nucleotide messenger RNA. NCBI's taxonomy places the organism in Eukaryota, Fungi, Glomeromycota, Glomeromycetes, Diversisporales, Acaulosporaceae. The record is from the annotation of a GenBank genome assembly.
AUGAGAAUGUUCGGACUGCCGGUACAAUUACUUAUGCCUUUUCUAGUUUUACUCUGCCCCUCCUGGCGUCCUUACACUAAGGAUACGUCCGGAGCCAGGCGGCCGCCCCCGGGUGCCUUAGGCACCCUCCAGUACCGUAUUCCAAGACGGGAAGUUCCUAAUGAUCAAAGAUCAUCUUGUUGGGCCUUCUAUGCCUUCUAUGAUGGCUUACCGUGUUGGUCUCUAAGCUGGACUUUUUGGUUUUCCCGAAUACAAGCUACUAAAUCGGCUCUCCAAGCCAUAAUAAUGAAUCGAAUAGGGGAUUGGGCAUUAAUGAUUGCCUUAUUCGCUUAUUUCUGCCUCUCUGGAUCUCUAGAGUUUUCUACACUGAACAGCUUGGCUCCUUAUUUUGAACCAGCUCUUAUAACUGUAUUAUCUUUAGGCUUUCUGGUGGGAGGAUUGGCCAAAAGUGCUCAAUUAGGUCUUCAAGAAGGCCCGUUGGG